This is a messenger RNA of Alternaria rosae, 1276 nucleotides long. Its product is annotated as UNC-50 family protein. NCBI's taxonomy places the organism in Eukaryota, Fungi, Ascomycota, Dothideomycetes, Pleosporales, Pleosporaceae. The record is from RefSeq and is a predicted model, not a curated record. Bases 197 to 1030 code for a protein of 277 amino acids. The transcript has 3 exons. Gene Ontology annotation, cellular component: Golgi membrane.
GUCAUCGCUCAGGUACCGAACACAUAGCCAUCACUCACCGAACCACCGGACGAUUUACGCGCCCCUUCAACAAUGGAAGUCUGGGACCCGCGGUGACACCAAUACCUGACGCACAUUCGAAGUUCUCUAUUUCCGGCGUCGCGCCUUCACUCAACAGCUGCCUAUAGACGGCCACCACCUCACAAAGCCCGACAACAUGAAUCCGCACAUAUCGCUCCCAAGGCCGACGGGCGGACCUUCAAACUUUGGAUCUACCCCAUCGACACGACGGAAUGAGGUCAAGAUGCCGCGCUUCUUCAAGCGCAUGUUUAAAUUCCCCCAGAUGGACUUUGAAAUGGCCAUAUGGGAGAUCAUGAGCCUAAUAAUAGCACCCAAGAAGGUGUUUCGACAGAUCUAUUACCAUAAACAAACCACCAAGACAUACCACCGCCCCGACCCGUCGUUUACAUACCUACUCUCCUUCUUCCUGACCCUCACAUCACUUGCAUGGGGCUUCGCAUACGCCGAUGGCUUUACACAGACCCUUCAUAUAACUAUGGUCUUCAUAUUCGGGCACUUCCUGCUGCUUUCGCUAUUGAUAGCGACGCUGUUCUUCUUCCUAGUCGGCCGAUUGUUAGGCCCGGAUAACACACUGCUACCUGGACGAAGGAGAGGACUAUACAACCUAGGAGAAGACUCGGGUAAGGAAGAGCUCGAGUUUGGAUAUUGCUGGGAUGUAGCCAUCCGGGCCUUUGUGCCGGUUUGGGUUUUCCUUUACGUUGUGCAAUUCCUGUGCAUGCCACUGAUAGGCACACACCAUUGGUUCUCGCUACUUCUUUCGAACACGCUCUACCUCGCGGCGCUGAACUACUACUUCAUCAUCACUUUCUUGGGCUACAAGGAACUUCCCUUUCUCCACCAUACUGAGCUCCUACUCGUCCCGGUCGCUGUUAUGGCGAUAUUGUGGUUUGUGUCGCUGUUCAGCUUCAACAUGUCGACACACUUUGCGCCGGUAUUAUGGACGGGGGCCAAGUUACGGAAACACGUCUGAGACCAUAUAGAGGUGAGGACAUAAAAGGAUGCGUAGAUGCAACAGAAAGUGUCAAGGCGUCAUAGCAUAAUGAUGCAUAGGAUAGUGACGAAUGCAUCAGAGUACCUCAACUUCGGUUUCAGUAAUGAUUAUCCAAGUCACGAGUGUGUGUGUGUGGUGGCAGAUUGGUUGCUGCAUUAUGCUCCACUAUUGCAUACACGGGGUAAUUGAUAGUUACAUAUUCAUACGUCUACAUAUAUACACGAA